AUGAAUCUAUCGCUUGUGGACCCCUUUGUCCUAGCCCAGGACUGCCCUGAGGUUAUCACCGGUCGUCUUCGUGAGUGGACACUGUGGCUAAUCGUUGAGUCAGGUAGCGGCCAUUCUACAUCGAUCCGCUUCAGCCAUCGCGGCGACCUUCUUGCUUCAGGACGGCAUGAUGGGAUUGUUGUCAUUUUCGAUAUUGAAACAAACGGCGUCGCCCGCAAGCUGCGUGGCCACACGCGGCAAAUACAGUCCUUGAGCUGGUCCACCAACGACCGCUACCUCCUGAGCGCGGGUCAGGACUGGAAGGUCGUGCUCUGGGACUUGCAAGAUGGAUCACGCGUGCGCACCGUACGGUUCGAGGCCGGCAUUUUCAUCGCAGAGCUCCAUCCAAAGAACAAUAAUUUGUUCGUCGCUGCGCUUUUUGAAGACCAACCUGUCUUGGUUGACAUAUCCUCUGAGACGCCGGUAAAAUAUUCUUUUGCGUCCGCACCACUUCGAACUCAAACCGAGCGAGACAGUGCGACCGAAAAACAAGCUGUGCAGGAUGCAAAGGUGGUGACGACCUUUACGGCAUUUACACAUUCAGGCGAUCAUAUCAUUGCUGGUACCAACAAGGGAUGGUUGAACAUCGUGGACACGUCGACUCGGGAAAUCACAUAUUCCACGCGACUCACGAAUCACAUCAUCGUGUAUAUUCGGUUAACACCGUCAGGUAGAGAUGUUGUCAUCAACGCGAGCGAUCGUGUCGUGCGGACUCUGCGUCUGCCAGAUCUGAGUGACCCGAAGCUCAAUUUCGAGACCCUCCAACUUGAGGUAGAGCACAAAUUUCAAGACCUGGUGCAGAAGCUUUCAUGGAAUCACGUCUCGUUCAGUCCAACCGGCGAGUACGUGACGGCGUCUACUUGGAUGAAUCACCACAUCUACGUCUGGGAGAGAGGACAGGGAAGCUUGGUCAAGAUUCUGGAAGGAACCAAGGAAGAACUCUCAGCAGUGGAAUGGCAUCCGUUUCGCCCCUUCAUUGCAGCAGUAGGCGUCGACUCCGGCCGUAUCUGGCUCUGGUCCAUCCUCCAACCUCAACGUUGGUCAGCACUUGCACCUGACUUUGUCGAGGUCGAGGAGAACCAUGAGUACGUGGAACAAGAGGACGAGUUCGAUAUUCAACCCUUGGAAGAGAUACAUAAGAGAAGGCUUGACCAGGAAGAUGAAGAAGUUGACGUGCUUACGGUUGAGCCCGUCAAAAUGGCCACUGAGGUCGAUGGCGGAGAUAUCGGAUUCAGAAUGCCGGUACUUCUCGAUGUUGAGGCAAGCGAUAGUGAGGAUGAAGUUGUGGCGGUUGGAGCAGGCCAAUACAGGCGCCGAACAGACAGGGAGUGGGUGAACGACGAUGAGGUUGCCGACACUAUGGGAAAUGGGUCUGCAACCCAGAACGGAACAAAGCGGCGGCGAGGGGGCUAG
Molecule: messenger RNA, 1452 nt
Organism: Westerdykella ornata
Lineage: Eukaryota; Fungi; Ascomycota; Dothideomycetes; Pleosporales; Sporormiaceae
Product: WD40 repeat-like protein
Exons: 4
Coding region: 1-1452 (483 amino acids)
Cellular component (GO): Set1C/COMPASS complex
Molecular function (GO): protein binding
Source: RefSeq, a predicted model, not a curated record